Penaeus vannamei (Pacific white shrimp) is the source of this 1179-nucleotide messenger RNA. Lineage: Eukaryota; Metazoa; Arthropoda; Malacostraca; Decapoda; Penaeidae. The record is from RefSeq and is a predicted model, not a curated record.
AUGGACAGCCAAUGGGCGAGUCAUGCCAUCCGGGCCAUGGCGGUCGUUUCCUUUGCCUCAAGUGCAACGGAUCACAAUCAAUUGCAGCACCAGAGUCACCUACAAUCAAUCCCUUUCAAUCGACCACAAUCCCCUGCAUUCAGCCACAAUCAACUGUCACUUCCACUCAACCACAGCCAAACUUUAUCUAUUUACCUAUCUCUUAAUCUAUCUAUCUAUAUACAUAUGUGUAACCUGAAGAACCAAAUAAUGACGACGAAUCUUUGGGUUGAACAGUAUUGGUACGACUACAAACUCAACUGGGACCCGAAGGAGUACGGCGGAGUGGGAGAUGCUGCCGUGCCGACAUUCUGGAGACCGGACAUCGUGCUCUACAACAACGCUGACGGCAACUUCGUGACGCUCUCCACCAAGGCCACGCUCAGCCACAACGGCCUGGUGGAGUGGAAGCCGCCCGCCAUCUACAAGUCCUCGUGCGAGAUCGACGUCGAGUACUUUCCCUUCGACGAGCAGACGUGUGUCAUGAAGUUCGGCUCUUGGACCUACGACGGGUUUCAGGUGGACCUCCGGCACGUGGACGAGAUUCAGGGGACUAACGUGGUGACUCUGGGCGUGGACCUCUCCGAGUUCUACAUGUCGGUGGAGUGGGACAUCCUGGAGGUUCCUGCGGUGAGGCACGAGAAGUUCUACACCUGCUGCGACGAGCCCUACCUGGACAUCACCUUCAACAUCACGAUGAGGAGGAAAACCCUCUUCUACACCGUCAACCUCAUCAUCCCGUGCAUGGGCAUCUCCUUCCUCACUGUGCUGACCUUCUUGCCCUCCGACUCUGGGGAGAAGGUGACCCUCAGCAUCUCCAUCCUCAUCUCCCUCCACGUGUUCUUCCUGCUGGUGGUGGAGAUCAUUCCUCCGACGUCGCUGGUGGUGCCGCUGCUGGGGAAGUACCUCAUCUUCGCCCUCCCCCUCUCUCCCCGCAGUAUAUGCGUGACGGUGCUGGUCCUCAACGUCCACUUCCGGUCGCCGCAGACGCACAAGAUGGCGCCGUGGGUCCGCAGGGUCUUCAUCCACAUCCUGCCCAGACUACUCAUCAUGAAGCGACCGCAGUACCAGCAGAACAAGCACAGCAAAGACUUCCUAAAUGACUUAGAUUCAGUGUCUCUUAAAUGGAAGCUUUCGUAG